AUUUGCAGUAGCUACAGCAGAUUGGAACGGUUGAAGAUGACAGGGUUUAAUAUGACAAAUACUGUUUAUCCUCUAAACUCAACUAACGCAACAAAUUCAACAACACCGAUGGUAAUGUUACGGGAGACUUGGGUACGAGCCGUAUUAAUAACGCUAUAUGCUUUUGUCUUUAUACUUGGUUUGUCGGGCAAUAUUCUAGUGGUUUUUGUCGUUGUUCGUAACAGAACAAUGCAAACAAUUACCAAUAUUUUUAUCAGCAAUCUAGCAGUCAGCGACAUUAUGAUGUGUUUACUUGCUGUACCAUUUACCCCAAUUUCCGCUUUGCUGGACGGCUGGGUAUUUGGUCAAGCUCUUUGCCAUCUUAUUCCAAUGGCUUUAGGAGUCUCUGUCUACGUAUCAACUUUAACUUCAACGGCUAUAGCUAUUGAUAGAUAUUUUGUAAUAGUUCAUCCAUUCAAACCGCGUAUGAGGAAGGGUGUUUGCCUUUUGUUAAUUGUAGCCAUUUGGAUAAUAUCAAUAUCUAUAUCAUUGCCAUUAGCUAUUUAUCAAACAUUAGAGUGGGAUUCAGAUAAUGAUGCACCAUCUUGUUUCGAAUCAUGGCCAAAACAAAAUGCGAGACAAUUUUUUACAGUAACAAGUCUCGUUUUACAAUAUAUUGUACCGUGUUCAGUUAUAACGUACUGCUACGUGAAUGUAAGUACGGUGUUGAGAGUAAGAGCUCAAGCAAGAUCACAACAUCGAAGAUGCAGAGACAGGGACGAAAUAGAAAUAAAGAGGAAGAGGAGAACGAAUAGAAUGUUGAUUGCUAUGGUUUGCAUAUUUGUAGUGUGUUGGUUACCGUUAAAUAUUGUUCUCAUCUUUACCGAAUAUAAAAGAACUCUUGAUAAUUGGGAGUACUAUGAGCAUCUUUUCUUAUCGGCUCAUGUCAUUGCUAUGUCAUCAACAAUUUAUAAUCCAUUCCUUUACGCUUGGAUGAAUGAAAAUUUUAAAAAGGAAUUCAAGCAAGUAGUACCCGGUUUAUUUUAUAUUUUUGGCCAAAGUUCCAGAGCCGGAAAUGCUGCAACUGCUUCCCAGUAUACAACUGUUGAGACUACAGUAGUUGCCGCCAGAAAUGGAAAUUUAAAACCAAAUGAAAAUGACGCUGCCUUUGACUCUCAGACGGAAACUGUUGCUUUGAACGUGAGACCGAAAGAAGAUGAGGAUUGAAUGAGCUUUUUGCUUAUAUAUAUUUUUCAUAAUAGAGGAGUUAAAGUAUGUAUGGUUUAAUACGGUGUCGAAGAAAUAACAAAGGCUUACUUUAUCCUGAAAAGAGAGAAGAAGGGGAAGGGUAAAUAAACGGCAUUUUGAAUUUAAAUAGACAGAAUUCUUUAUUUCCCCUUGAAUUGAAAACAAAACAAUCAAAGAAAAAUAAAUAUAAAUAAAUAAACAAUGAACUAUUGCGUCAACAAAAGUUAACAGCAACGGAAAAGUGUUAUUAAUGCUACAACUUCUACAACAACAUCUACUAUUAUUUCUACUAUUUCUACCAUAGCUAAAAAAGACAUGAAUAUCAGAAACCC
Dimorphilus gyrociliatus is the source of this 1559-nucleotide messenger RNA. NCBI's taxonomy places the organism in Eukaryota, Metazoa, Annelida, Polychaeta, Dinophilidae. The record is from the annotation of a GenBank genome assembly.